This is a messenger RNA of Toxorhynchites rutilus septentrionalis, 1545 nucleotides long. Its product is annotated as putative mediator of RNA polymerase II transcription subunit 15. The coding region runs from base 136 to 1230 and encodes 364 amino acids. The transcript has 3 exons. The record is from RefSeq and is a predicted model, not a curated record. Lineage: Eukaryota; Metazoa; Arthropoda; Insecta; Diptera; Culicidae.
AUAACGGAUUUGCAAUUUACGCUGGUUAAAGUCACGUUUGUUCUCUUCAAGAGUUUGAUAUUGAGAAAAGUAGAAACGAAUUUAUAAAAAGAAAUUUUGAGAUAUCUUGUUUGAUUGUUUUGCUUUGUAUCCAACAUGAGUUCAAAAUUGCAGCAGGCAUUGAAUUUAUCCUUAGAUGAAUACAUUGCCAAAAAAAAUAUUGUCGCUAAUGUAUGCUCUGAGCCGGAGAAUACAAGUCGUUUCAAACGACAAUUACGUUCUGAUCAAGAUGACAAUGACGACGACGAUGAUACACUGUCUGUCAACAUCCAGAACGAAAUGGACGUAGAAGUUAUGGGUGAUACGCCACCACCACUGAUACGGCAUAAGAGCCCGCUUGAGAUGAUUGAAGACGUAAAGGUUGUACCUAAUUUUCCGGGUAGGUUUAUUACUGAGGAGCAGAAGCGGGGCCUUCGCAUACCUUCACAGCAAUGGAGACUGCAGCGAGAUAAUCAAACGGGCGGCAGGUCUGAUCGUUUUCCGUUUACGAAUGCAAAUAAUAACAACGGUUUUCGUAUCAACCACAUCAACAACCGCUUCAAUCAGCGGAAAUGGAACAAUCGCAACAAUUUCAGAAAUCAAUACGGCAAAAAUCCGAAGAUGGUUGGAAGUUUUAAUCCAAGAUCUCGUUGGAAUAAUGUGCGUAAUAAUAUUCAAACCAACGGAGAUUUGCGCUCCCUCAUAACCACGUCAUCUUCAGGUCAAAUUCAUGGCAGUUCUUUCGACAUCAUGUCUGGGAAUGGAAUGCAAACGUUCCGACAGCCGCAAUUAGUAACGUUCGCUGAUAUGUUGUCCCGUAUUGGCCAGGCAUCAUCGAGUCAAGAUCGAGAUAGUUUUUCUGCUGUAAUCGGAAACAUAAUGCGCAAUCAGCAACAACAACAACAGCAGCAGCAGCAGCAACCACAACAAGGGAUGAUAACGCCGAUUUUAAAUCAGCAGAAUAUUGGUCAGAUGAGCUCGAAUGAGUUAAUGCCAUUUGCAGCUCAAACGUUGCUGAAUCACAUUACAACUGUUCAACAGAAUUUCGGACCAAAGUAUGAUAUGAAGGUGCAAAAGCAAAUUCACACAUUGCAAGGUAAAUCAAUGAUGUAUAGCAGUCUUGGAGUUGUAAGUACCGAUGGACCGGGUAUCGAUAGUGAAAGGAUUGUACCGAAGACAACGGAUUUGAGCAUGAAUAUGCGCUUCAGUUAGGAAGGAAGAACAAUUUGUUAAAUUUACUGUGGUUGCGAGGUAUGGACUCGAGCAUAAUGCUCCGUUAUGAACAUGUUUCUUCUUUUUCAUUUUAUUUUUAUAGAACUUCUCCAAUCAGUCGUUCAAUCUCAUGCUUUUUUUUAGGGCAAAAUAACCAAUAUCAAAAACUUCCUUCUUUUCAUCCAGUGUGAUUUUGUUGAGUUUGAAGCGUACAGUUCAAAACAAUAUAUUUCUGAAUUCACAAGUCGAGAUGACUUGAAUGUUCAAUCAUUAACAUUUAUCAAUAAUAAAAACUCUAACAUGUUAGUUAUGAAA